Molecule: messenger RNA, 1281 nt
Organism: Scomber japonicus (chub mackerel)
Lineage: Eukaryota; Metazoa; Chordata; Actinopteri; Scombriformes; Scombridae
Gene: mrpl19
Product: mitochondrial ribosomal protein L19
Exons: 6
Coding region: 24-890 (288 amino acids)
Biological process (GO): translation
Cellular component (GO): ribosome; mitochondrial large ribosomal subunit
Molecular function (GO): structural constituent of ribosome
Source: RefSeq, a predicted model, not a curated record
CAUGUGACAACAGAAGGUCAAUCAUGGCAGCCUGCGCUAAAGGGGUUGGCAAAUGUAUCUUGUCUUUAAGGUUACUACGAAAUCUUCAACUCCAACAUGAACGAUUUCUGUCCACGUCUAUGUGUCGGCUUGCUGCGGGAAAUGACGGAAAGUUCAUUCCUCCCUCUAAACCUGUCAUCAUUGAUAAAACACAGACUGCAGCAUCUCUGCGAAAGUUCCUGAGCCCAGAAUUCAUCCCUCCCCGCCAGAGAAUCAACCCUUUUAAGUUUACCAUGGAGAGGAAAGAUAUGAUACGCAGGAGGAACGUGCUUAACAUCCCUGAAUUCUAUGUCGGGAGUGUCCUAGCUGUGACCAUGGCUGACCCCAAUGCCAGUGGGAAAACCAACCGCUUUGUCGGCAUCUGUAUCCAGAGGGGCGGAAAGGGACUGGGAGCCACAUUUAUUCUGAGGAACAUCAUUGAAAACCAAGGUAUUGAGAUCUGCUACGAGCUGUACAACCCUCGUAUUCAGAAUAUUGAGGUGUUGAAGCUAGAGAAGAGAUUGGAUGAAAACCUGAUGUACCUGAGAGAUGCCCUGUCAGAGUACAGCACUGUGGACCCAGAAAUGAAGCCUGUGCCAAUCUCCCCUACUGGAGAGGUGCCAGUCAACAAGAUGAGAGUAAGGAUGCGCCCAAGGCCUUGGUCCAAACGUUGGGAGCGACCCAAGUUCAACAUCAAGGGAAUCCGCUUCGAAUUGUGCCUGACCCCAGAGAAGAUGGAGUACACCGCCCAGAAGUGGGGAGAGCCUUGGCGGGAGUACGACAUGCUGAAGGAGUAUGACACUUCCAAACUGGAGGAGGAGAUCUUCCGUGAGGUCCAGCAGGGGAUGAGCAAGUCAGGGACGGCUUCUUAAAAUGCAAAUGUUCUUCACUUUUACCAUAAAGACAUAACAUUUCCAGGAAUGGGGAAUGAUUGGAUGAUUGCAUGGAUGUGCAACACCUGACUAGAUUGUGGUCCAUUUUCAGUCAGAGUUCAUCAUGAUGGUUUACCACAGCUACACCAGUGCAAGUGGAAACUGGUGUAAUGUUCAGAGGAGUCAGGCCCUCCUAUUUGUCUCGUCCAUCAGUCUGCUGUACAUUAUGAGUUCUUUCAAUGUCGUUGCUCUAAGGUAUUUACAUUAAUCAUGAUGCACAUCCAUUAAGAGGUUUCUAUAAUAAAUAUGAUUAAACCCUUCAAGCUGCUUUUUAAGUACAUUUUGUUCUUCCAAGAAUCAUAUGAGAACUAUGUUUUGACUAUAGUUACUG